AUGGCAAUCACCCACUUAACAUCCAUUUCUCAGUUGACCACUAUAUUAUCCGGGUCCAACGAUAAGUUGACGGUCAUAGAUUUCCAUGCAACGUGCGAAUACCCUAGUGUUAACUUUCUGAAAUGUGAUGUUGACGCCGCGAAGAACGUCGCAUCCGCAUACGGUGUUUCAGCUAUGCCAACGUUCGUAUUUCUUAAGGGUGGUAAGCAAGUGCAUACGAUUAAAGGCGCUGACAAGCAGGGACUCCAAAACGCGCUGAAACAACUUACCGGUCCCACUGCUGGCACGUUCCCUGGCCAAGGACAAACUCUCAGAGGUUCCCCGUCUAGUGAUGACCGGGGGUCAACGUGGACAAAUAUGGAUCCCCAGCUCAAGAUAUUACUAGCUCUGGUGGCUGCAUAUAUUUUCUUCUGGCUGAUGUAG
Molecule: messenger RNA, 423 nt
Organism: Pisolithus orientalis
Lineage: Eukaryota; Fungi; Basidiomycota; Agaricomycetes; Boletales; Pisolithaceae
Product: thioredoxin-domain-containing protein
Exons: 5
Coding region: 1-423 (140 amino acids)
Source: RefSeq, a predicted model, not a curated record